AUAAGAUAAGAUAUUAGCAGAAUGCAAGAAAAUUUAAGUAUUAAGGAAAAAUUAGUUUUAGCAUCCUUAGUUGAAAAAAAUGGGAAUAAUUGGUCCUUUAUUAGUAGAAUGGCUAAACAAUAUUCUGAGCCAGGUAGAUCUUUAGAAUGGUUAAAUCCAAAUCAUUGUGCUCAAGAGUAUGAAUUAUUAAGUGAAUUAAUUAAUGUGAAUAUGCUAUUGAAUUUUAAAAAAACUGGGGACAAUCCAAGUAGAGAACAUGAAAUUAUAAAAAUUUUAACUGAUAAAAGACAAGAGGAAUUAAUGACAUUAAUUGAAGAAGAAACAAACCGUUAUAUCAAACUAAAACACGAAAUAUAUCUGUUAGAAAAUGAUCAAGUUGAUUACAAGCAAAUGCAAGAGAUGCUUAGCGAAAUGGAAUUGCAAGAAAAACAAUCUUCGCAGACAUCAUUUAUCUCUCCCAAAACUCCGGCAAGCGAACUCGAUUCAUCAUUCAAGGUUACCGUAGCUGGUCCUCCAUUUUCUAACACCAUUAUAAAUGAUGCGAAUAUAACAAAAAACUUGCAAGAUAAUACCUCAGUCGAUAAAAUAGAAAACUCCCAUGAUCGUCAGGAAUCAUCCGAGAUUAUCUUAGAAGAUGAAAAAGUUCUAAAGGCCGAAUCCAUCGAACCAUUAGACGAUGGCUUAGAAGAGAUGGAAGAAGAUGACGAUAUAGGAAUGAGCGAAAACAUAUUAAAUGCCUUAAACAAAGUCGAACAAGACGUUGAAAUGCAACAAAAAUUGAUACUGUCUCAGGGAAAAAUUUCUCAGCCAGUGCAUUUGAAUCAAUUGGAUAUACAUGAUUUAGGUCAUGUAGAUUUGCAAGGUUUAUCAGGUAAUGAUUUAUUGAAAGACAGAAGUAUCGAAAAAACGAUUAUAAAACCAGGCACUACGCAAAUAGAAGACGAGGUUGAAAUUAGACUAACGGAAAUCAAUCUAGAGGAAACAGACCAGUUGGAUGGACAAUUAAAAAAAGACGACAAUGUUGCCAUCUUGGUUGGAUCAUCUGUGACGACUAAAUCUUUCGAUAGCAGUGUUCUUACCAAGAAUUAUACCCUAUCACAAUCAUCGAAUAUGCCUAAUGACAUUACUAUUCAAUCUCCUAUAUUGCAAGAAAUACAACCUUCAUCUACCAUCGACGAGAUUGAUAUUAAAAUCCAAUCAUCAAAUUUACUUGAAACAAAAGACGAUUUAAUUUUGUUGCCAUCUAAUAUCGAACAGAACAUAUUGGAGAAAGAGGAUGCUGUUAGAAGUUCUAAAAAAUUCGUUGUACCUACACCUAACAAAAGAGGAAGAAAGAAGAAACUGAAAAUUGAACCUGAAAUUUCACCGGAUAUCUUGAGUUUCGAUGACUCAACUAAUGACAAUUCAACUGUAGUUUCUGAAAAAGAUGAGAAACUCAACGAAGACAAAAUCAACACGGAAUCUAAUGAUAGUGAAAUAAUAUCUUUAGACGCCAAAUCCGAGGAUUUAUACAUGGAUUCGCAAGCAAUGAAACCCGAAAUAAAUAAAGAUUUAACAUAUAAAAUUGAUAUUGAAGCCCGCACAAAAUUUGUAUCUCGAUUGAAAUUACUCUUCAAGACUUCUUUAGAUCCAAAGGUAAAUUCUUACAAAAAAACAUUACCUUACAGUUCAAAUAAACCCGGGGAUAGCAAUAAUACUAAAAAAAAUGUCGGCAGCGAAAAUUUUGUUACAAACAGACCCCCUUUAGAACUCGAUUUUAUCAGACCGGAACUAAGUACCCCUGAACACAAGAUAUGGAAAAAAUCUAUAAUGCUCUUGCAUAACCGGGUAUGCAGUCAUAACUGGUCGGAUAAUUUCUUCCACCCUAUAACCGAUGCCAUAGCUCCUUUUUAUUCCUCCAUAGUGCAUUAUCCCAUCGACCUGGGAACUCUUAAGAAAUGGGUCGAGAAUGGAACCAUCAAAACGACACACGAAUACAGGAGAUGCAUUAUGCUAAUGUUUCAGAAUGCCUUAAUGUACAACUCCGAAGAUCACGUUAUUUACAAAAUGACGCAAGAAACCUACAAGGAUGCUCUUAAAAACAUUGACGAAUAUUUAUCUGCCGCUUCUUCCUCGAAUGUUAAUAUAAGCAUCCCAAUUAUUUGAUGCAUCUAAAAAGAUCCCAAAAAAACUUGAUAUUUAUUAUUAUUUUAUUGGUCCUUAGAAUUAGCAGAAAGGUGUUAAAUUUUUUUCAAAUGAAGUGUUUAGAAUAAAAACAAUGAUAGAGA
Messenger RNA from Gordionus sp. m RMFG-2023, 2267 nucleotides. RefSeq lists its product as uncharacterized. The record is from RefSeq and is a predicted model, not a curated record. The transcript is spliced from 15 exons. NCBI's taxonomy places the organism in Eukaryota, Metazoa, Nematomorpha, Gordioida, Chordodea, Parachordodidae. Gene Ontology annotation, cellular component: NuA4 histone acetyltransferase complex. The coding region runs from base 22 to 2145 and encodes 707 amino acids. Gene Ontology annotation, molecular function: protein binding.